CUCGGGUCAGUUUCUCGUUAUCAGUCGGCCAUUUUGGUUCGAGUUAAAAUUGAUGGGAGAAGAGUAUCUGUUCUUGGAAACAACAUGAACCGUAAAAGCAGCCGGUUUAGUGGUCUUGGUAAUAUGGGUCCUGGUAUUCUGGGUGACAAUCCCAGGAUGGUUUCUCACGAUGGACCAGGAGCUGGUCUGCUGGGUGACCUACCUAUACCAGGAGUUGGUGGUAUGCAGCAGAACAUGAUGGGCAACAACUUGGGGCUGCUUAGUGGCGACAUUGAGGCUUUGCUACAGCAGCGACAACUGGCGCAGCAGCUUAGCAUGAGAGAAUCGCAGCUUGCCAUGGCCACUAACAUGCUCCAGCAACAGAGCCAGAUGCUGGAUGGAAUGUCGCCUGCAUCCAUUGGUAAUAUGGGUUCAGAGCGAAUGCAGGGUGGAAUGAUUCCAUCAUUGCUCGAUAUGCCAUCGCAGCACAUGAGGAAACGACCGAUGGAAAUGGAUAACAUGGAUAUUAAACGUCAAAGACAGGAUGGGUCUGGACGAAUUUCAAGAUGGGAUCAAAGUAUGGAAGAAGAUGAAGGACAUUUUCGAAGGCGUUCACCUAACAGAGACCACUUCCAUAGACGGUCACUUGAAUCAGGUCGCAGAUCAAUGUCACCGAGGCGAGAUCGUUCCGGGAUGAGGUCUGGCAUGAGGAACAGUGGUCAGUCAUCAUAUUUCUGCCAUCUCUGCAAUCUGGAUUGCCGAAAUCAGCAGGGUUUCAAGGGUCACAUGGAAAGUGAUCGGCACCGAGAUCGACUGGAUGAAAUUGGAAACCUGCACAAACGAACGUCACAGGAAAUCGCUGGUCGUAUGAAAGCACAGGAGCAUCUCAGGAAACUGGAACAGAUUAACAGACCUGGCUUUUGCAAGCUGUGCGACUCUGAAAUUCCAAUUCUGUUUCAAAGGCAUAGACUUACGACAAUUCACAAGAAACGAGAGCAGCAGGUACAUAGAGGCUGUGGUUGGUGCAACGUGAAGAAUUUCAAAAACUUCAGCGAUGUUUUGAAUCACCGAAAGACGAGAAAACACAGGGAGAAUGAAAAGAAAUUUGGCAACAGAGAAGGAAUUGACAAGAAUAGAGCGAGAUCACCUAUUGAAAAGAAAGUUACAAAGAGGAGGGACGAUGUCAGUAAAAGUAAAGAGUCGAAAAAAGAUGAAAUUAAGCGGGAAGGUGGUGAUAGAAGUAAAAGCUCAUCAAGGAGAGAAGGAGACAGUAGUAGGGAUGUAUCACCAAAGGAGCAAGAUAAGAAGAAGAUUCCAACAAAGACGAACUCUGCUGAAAAGGAAGAUUCUGGUCCAAAAUACGAUGCUGACACGGCUGUUGGUCAGAACUUUGUGGUAUCAGUCACUGGAUUCUUUUGCAAACUUUGUCAUAAAUUCUACAACAAUGAAACAGCGGCAAAGGUUACACAUUGCAAGUCACAGCCUCACUUCGAUAAGUGGAAGAAGGCUAGACUGCUAGUAAAAAGCAAAGCAAGUACUACUAAGCAGGUAGUAACUUCAUCACCCACAGAAACAAAGACAAAUGAGGUACAAACUGAGGAAGGAAAAGAGGAAACUGAAUCAAAAGUGGAGAACAAAGAAUCUGAUGCUGAGAAAUCCAAGGAACUAGAAAAGCACUCUGCGGAAUCUGAGGAUAUGCAAGAAACCGAUGAUGCACGAUUUGAAGAUGAGCAAGAAAAAGACGCUGAAAACUCUGAGGAUCUGCAAGAAAUGGUUACUCUAAAAUCUGAAAAUCAGCUAGAAACUGAUGUUGCCAAAAAUGAUUCGGAUGAUGAGGAUCAGACGAAGGAUGACGACGAGGACAUGCUGAAGCAAGAUGAUGACAUGGUGGUGGAGGAUGCCGACCUGAAGCUGGAAGAGGAUCGUCUGCUGUCGCAGGAAGGUGACAAUGACGAUAACGACAUUGUUAAUGGUGAUGACACAGAAAUGGUGGAUCUGUCCAAAGAGGCGUCUGAUGAGGAGACUGAGAAGGUGACUGAGAAGGCAUCUGAUGAGGCGACUGAGAAGGUGAAAGCAGUGAAUGAAGAAGAUGGUGCUGAUGUUGAUUCUUUUGACGCUGAAGAGGUUGGCAGUUCACCAGUGGCAGUGUCUCCCAGAGGCACAGGUCGCACUCCCAGAGCGAGGAGAGGGCGUCGCGGACGGAAGUAGACUUACGUGCUCUCCGGCCAUUGAUCGUUGGAUACUUUCAUUUGAAAUGUUACUUUGUUGAUUUAAUUUGUAUAGAGAGGACUGUAAUAUGUGUAAGAGAUGCACCAUGAGAAUGGCAAAGGUAGUAGUCUGUGUGAAAAUAAAGCAGAUGUGUUAGUGAUGGAAUAGUGUUUGGUUGUAGAUGUAUACAUGGCUAAAAUUUCAGUCAUUUCAGCCCUCUACAUUGAGACAAUUUUUUUCAUUUGGCUACUAAAACAUUUCAUACUAUCUAUAUAAAAAUACAAGUAUACGCCAUCUGGCUCCUAGAUGAAAAAGUUACCAUAGAGGGCUGUAUUUGGUCCUGAUGUUAUAAGACUAGCAUUUGAUGACAUCUGGUUCCAGCAGAAAAAAAGGUUUGGUCAUUUGUUAUAUACUCGACAUAAUUAUGGGCCAGUAUUUCUUUUUGCAAUUCUUUAUACAAAUGUCAUAAUAUUUUAGAAAGUUUUGAUCGCUGAUGACUUCUAAACAUUGUUUUAGUAAAAUAUGAACUCUGCUACAAGCAAAUAUCUUGCAAACAAUGUGGGUUUUGUGCAUUUAUAAAAACUACAAAAACCCUUCUAUUAAUACACAUUGAAAUAUGUAUAGUUCCAAGUCGGCCUUAUCAAAGCACCUUGACUUAAAUUACUGUGUUUGUUUACUCUUUGCAUACAGCCAUUACAGGAAUAGUUUACCCAAGCCGACUUCGCUUCCCUUCCCUUCCAAGCUGGAGUAUCAGAGGUGAUGAAAAAUAAACAAAAUGGCAGCCCCCCCAGUUAACAGGAAUAAUCCUGGGGUUUUUUAAUUCUAAAAUUAUGCAUUUUUCAUAUGUUAAACUGUCAGUAUGUGUUGGUGGUCUGGGUAUGUAUCUUUUCAACACAGUUCAUUUUUGAUCGGAUUGUUCCUUUAAAAACAUCACUUUAAAAACAUCACAAUAUUGACACUUUACAACGUAAGAAGCUGUAAUUUGUAUUUAAAGAAAAAUGCUCAAAAUAUCUACUGGCCACAAAUUAAUUUUGUUGAGUGUAAUUUCAGCGGAGCCAUAGCUGAGAGAACAACUGUAAUAUAAAUCAUGAUUAACGUACAUCAACAGAUGGUUAUGAGAAACGAAUGUGCAAAAAGAAAGAUUUUGUUUGUUGUCAUGCCUCCUAAAAAUUAAGAUUUGUAUUGUGAACUUUUGUAUUAUGAUUGAAUGUUAAACAGAUUGAAAUUUAUUGCACUAAUCAAGGUCAUAAGACUGUAAUCACGGUCAUAAGACUGUAAUCACUGACACACAUAUCCAACAGUGUUUCUUCCAACAAACUAAAACUCAAAAUGCUGCUGCUGUUAUUAUUGUAGUUAAAAUGUUGUUUUAUCAAAUGAAUAUGGUCUACUGGAACAAUUUCUAAGAGAGCCUUCUUCAGGGAUGUUCAAAAAUGUAUUGUAUUGGGUAGUGGGAAACCACUUUUUUCUUUCUGUUAGUAUCAACUUCUCACAAAAUUAAAUGUUUAUUUAAUCCAAUUAUGUAUGAAAAAGACAAAUUGCUGCAGACUGACCAGACAUAAAAUCAUUACAGUGUCUGUCACUGUUCUAAAAAGAGUGUUGCCACUUGAAGGUAAAAGGUGAUGGGCACCAAAUCCAUGAACCCUUGUGUGCUGUCAAAGUUGAAUAAUAAUAUUUUUUGUUCUAAAAUGUAAAAAGUAUAAGUACACCUUGAAGUACAAUGUACAUAGCCAUACAAAUUGAGAGAAGAACUUGCCAUUAUAUUAGUCCCCUACCGGUCCAACUGAAAGGAACUAUAGGUUUUGCUGCCAACCGUCUGUGUCUCCAUAAUUUUUCAGACUUCUUUUUCGCCUCUGUAUAUUGAGCUGAAAUUUUGAACUUAGGAUUUAACAGAAAUUUGUUGUCUAGACUUGUUUUUAGCAGUGCUUCAAGAUACUGAGCUGACAUUUUGUAUGUAGCUUUAUUAUGUACUGUUACAGAUAAAAUUUGACUUUCAUGGCUAUUUACCAAAUGUUUCACAGUUAUGGCCCUUUAACUUUGAAGAUAGAAAGUUUGUUGGGACCUGUAGGGGACAUUUAUUGCUUUAGCAGAACUCAAAAUUGUUGCAAUAUAUAUGAAGAGUUCAGGCACAAAACGCGAUAUAAACCCAUUUUCUUUCUUUUUUUAGUUAAAGCCAUUAUUGUAUGUCGGUAAGGGCUA
Molecule: messenger RNA, 4383 nt
Organism: Gigantopelta aegis
Lineage: Eukaryota; Metazoa; Mollusca; Gastropoda; Neomphalida; Peltospiridae
Product: glutamic acid-rich protein-like
Exons: 13
Coding region: 85-2187 (700 amino acids)
Cellular component (GO): nucleus
Molecular function (GO): nucleic acid binding; zinc ion binding
Source: RefSeq, a predicted model, not a curated record